AUGUCGCUGUGUUCGAAAUUGCUUCGAAACGUCGCCGCCGGCCGAAUUUCCACAGUAAACGGGUCUCGACGCGCUUUUUCCGCUUAUCCAAUCGAUGACGUCAUGUUUGGGCUUACUGAGGAUGAGAUUGCGGUGGAUUUUUUUGGACUUUUCUCUUUCAUAAAAAAUUAAUUUUGAUAACAUCUUACUGGGUAUUUGAAGGACCAUAGGUCUUUUGGGGUUUACUGGGAAAUUUCUAAGGGACCACUUGAGGGGUUUGAAGUUUUGGUGGCCCCUAAAGUAGUCAAAUUAGUGGCCUCUUGAGUGACUUGAUUUAGUGGCCUCUUUAGGAGUCUUAGUGGUACUAGUAGGUCUCUAAAAACUACUACCACUAAGACGCCAAAUAGGAGAUUCCAAUGAGGUUGUUUUGGUGGCCACUUUAGGGUUUUGACUUUCUAGAGGCCACUAUAGUAGUCGAAUUAGGGGCCUCUAUAAGAGGUGGUAAUACUAGACCAAAAAAAACCAAGAUAGGGACCACUAAGACGCCAAAUAGGAGAUUCUAAAGAGGUUCUUUUAGUGGUCACUUUAGGGUUUAUGACUUUCUAGAGGUCACUAUAGCAGUCGAAAUUGGGGCCUCUGAAGUGACUUAAUUUAGUGGCCUCUUUAGGAGUCCAACUGGUACUAGUAGGUCUCUUAAAACGACUAUAGUGGCCACUAAGACGCAAAGUAGUGGCUCCUAAAGAGAUUGUUUUAGUGACCACUUUAGGGUUUUGACGUUUUAGAGGUCACUAUAGUGGUCGAAUUAGUGGCCACUUAAAUGAAUAAUGUUUAGUGGCCUCUUUGGGAGUCUAAGUGGUUUUAGUAGGCUUCUGAAGACUACUGUAGUGGCCACUAAGACGCCAAUUAGGAGAUUCUAAAGAGGUUGUUUCAGUGGCCUCUUUAGUGUCCCUUGAGGAAACUUUUAUGUGGCCCCUAGAGUUUUCACCAGUCGAGCAUUUUCGACGUUUUUCCCAAUGACGUCAUCCAUUUUCCAGCUCCGCCAGUCGGUCCGACAGUUUGCCGAGAAGGAAUUGGCGCCUUUCGCCGAGAAAAUUGACAAAGAUAACAAUUGGGAUCAGUUGAGGCCGUUUUGGCGCAAACUCGGCGAACAAGGCCUUCUAGGGAUCACGGCUCCAGGUACUGGGAUACCUGUCCGAGUCACUAAUUUAAAAAAAAAGGGUUAUAUUACCAAUAGAAUUUCCGUGUAUCAUCUGAUGUAUUUUUCAGCUUUACCUAGGAAUUAAAAAAAAAACCCUUAAGUAUACCCUCCGAAAAGGGCAGGAUGAAUAUCUCGAAGAUUUUUGGAAAGAAAAAUGUUUUUCAGCAAUAAAGUCUCAGUAAUGAUUUUCGAGUAAAUUUCAUCUAUAAUAGACAAUUUGGAAAAAGUAAAGUGUCCUUCAGCGGAGUACGGCGGCUCGGCGAUGAACUACUUCUCGCACGUCAUCGCCAUGGAAGAGUUGUCGCGUGCCGCCGGCGGUAUCGCCCUCUCUUAUGGAGCUCAUUCGAACCUCUGCGUCAACCAGAUCUGCCGCAACGGAAGCGCUGAGCAGAAGCAGAAGUACUUGCCCAAGGUGCGGAGAAAAAUGGAUUUUCGAGCUGAAAAAUAUGCUACAACAAUCGUUCUGGUCGAAAACGCAAUACAACCGGUUUUCGGCGUUUUUCGAAGACGCCCCGCCCACUUUUCCUCCGUAAAGUGUGUUGUGUCGUGUGCAUGCACUACGCCGCUUUUGCGCAGAAAAAUUGCCUUUAUGUAGAAAUCUUUGCCGUCUUCAUGAAGCCAGGUGGGACGGUUGAGUUCUCGAGACAAAAAGGGCGUGGCCUGUCUGCUCUCUCCAUGAACCAAGCACUAUCUUUUUUCUAUCGUGUCAGGACCCUUUUUCAAAUAAAUGGUCCUAAGAAGAUAAUAAAAGAGAUACUUUCUUGUUCGGGGAGAGCUCAGACAGGACACGCCCCCUCAGAGUCCCAAGCUAGCCGUGAAUCGACUAACAGUCGACCGGAACCAAGAAAAAAAAAAAUCGAUUCUCAGCUUUUCCAACAAAAAACAAAAAAAAGUCCUGCAUAUUCCAAUGUUUGCAGCUGAUCAGCGGUGAACACAUUGGCGCCCUCGCCAUGUCAGAAUCCGGCUCCGGAUCUGACGUCGUGAGCAUGAAGCUCCGCGCCGAGAAGAAGGGCAACAAGUACGUCCUGAACGGAACCAAGUUCUGGAUCACCAACGGACCCGACGCCGACGUGUUGGUCGUCUACGCCAAGACUGAUCCGAAAAAGCAUCAGCACGGAAUUACGUCUUUCCUCAUUGAGAAGGUGCGAAGAUGUGACGUCAUCUGGGAGGUCCAUGAUGACGUCAUGCUGAAUUUUGGCGCGAAAAAUGGCUGAUUUUAAAAUUUUGCUGUUGAUUUUUCCAUAUUUAUUCGAAUAUACUUUAUAGCGGAAACUUCUCCAGGUUUGCUUUUUUUUAAAAGUAGUGACGUCAUUCAGGGGUAGAUGAUGAUGUGGCAAAUCUAGUCGUCAAAUAACAUUAUUUGAAAACAGUGAUCUCAAAAUUAUGUUUUUUGAACUUUGGAAUGGCGUAGUGAUCGCUAGAGGGGCGACUUUAUGGAAUUUAGUAGGUUCCCCUCAAGGGACCAGUUUACCUUCCUCAUAGGGGCACUAAAGCUUGCAAAAGUGGCCACUCUAGGGGAGUGUAUUAAGGGUUCCUCCACGUCUUAUUUAUUCUCAAAUCAGAUCGAAAAAAUCAAAAAUACCACUAUAGGGUCCACUUCAGUUUUAGGCGAACUUAGGAGCGCCAGUGUGGUCACUAGAGGGUCCUUGUAGGUUCCCCUCAAGAGACCACUUUACCUCCACUUGUAGGAGACGAUAAUGUUUGCAAAAGUGGGCACUAUAGGGAAGUACGAUAGUGGUCCCUUUACGUCUUAUGUACAUUAAAAUCAGAAGAUCACUAUAGGGACCACUUCAGUUGUAGGCGAACUUAGGAACGCCAUUGUGGUCAAUAGAGGGCUCUUGUAGGCUCCCCUCAAGGGACCACUUUACCUCCCCCAUAGGGGCACUGAAUUUUGCAAAAGGGGCCACUCUAGGGGUGUAUGAUAGUGGCUCCUUUAGGUCUUAUUUACUCUCAAAAGACCACUAGAGGGGCCACUUAAGCUUUAGAGGUCAGAUCCUAAACUCCAAUAGGGACCACAUGAGUUUGUGCCUAUAUGGAGCAAUAUUUUGUCCACUUUUGGGGCUUUUUCCCUGGCCCCUGUAGGGACUACUCUGGCGCUCCUAAGAACGGUUUCAAAGUCAAAAUAUGUAUAUUAAGUCCUUUUUAAUUUUACAUAAUGUGAGUUGAUACCAUGUAAAGAAAUAUAACCGCGCAAGGCUUCACCGGGCCUUGACGUGUUAUUUAGAUGUGUGUAGAACCGACAUUGCUCUUGGAUCUUUAUUAGAGCAACUCAGCACCGCCAGUUGGUAUGCGUGCUGAGCGCAAGAGUGACAAUACAAGUAGGCGGCGUGCCAUUGGCACGCCUACAUGAUAGUACAUAUGGCAUUGAGGUCAGGUCAACUAGCGUCCUGUCACAUCCCUCCGCUCCAAGAAAGCUUCGUCCCGAAGCGGGGAUUAGUGAAACUAAGACAACUUUUGAGGACUAGGCAAUCAAGGACGGUCUAACAAAAAUACAGAUAUUAACGCAAGAGGACAAUUGCGCUCUAAAUCAGUUCUACAACACAAUUCUAAGCACUAGCAGACUCUUAUACAACGAUUCCUACGUCACUUAUUUAUCUAGAAACCCAAUCAAAAAGACAAGGUAAAGGACGUAUCCGGUCAAAGAUUGAAUGAGAAAAGGAAAUCGAAGAAAAAGAGUUUUUGUAAACUACAUCGGGGGCUUACAACAAAAAUAAAACGAGACAAGCACGGAAAAACUCUCAACACAAUUGAACUAGCGAUUGAAGUCGUCAUCGACGAGAAAAGGGCUCACAGGCCAGGCGAUAUAUAUCACUCUACACAUCCCACCAUCCCAACCGUGUAUCGCGUACCAACAAAGGGGUCAAAAUCGCGGUGAAAAAGUUCAAAUACUUGUCAAUGUGGAGGAGUCGACGUUGCUUGGGACCGGACUCGUGCACUGCUUCACUGGAGCAGCUUCAGAAGGAAGAUGUAGCCUCGCUGGAAUCCCGAACACGAUAUGCGAAAACUGCUAGCGGAAUAGAAUAGGUCGAGUUCCCCGCAGAAGACUGUAGCUUCUGCAGGCGGCUGAUGGACGAGGUAGAACAGAUGAAAUAGGUGAAUUAGUCCAAGCAGCCGGAUUCUACGGUGGUACCUCCAUAUAACCGCGCAAGGCUUCACCGGGCCUUGACGUGUUAUUUAGAUGUGUGUAGAACCGACAUUGCUCUUGGAUCUUUAUUAGAGCAACUCAGCACCGCCAGUUGGUAUGCGUGCUGAGCGCAAGAGUGACAAUACAAGUAGGCGGCGUGCCAUUGGCACGCCUACAUGAUAGUACAUAUGGCAUUGAGGUCAGGUCAACUAGCGUCCUGUCACAGAAAUAAAUUCUUUUCAUUUUACGAAGAAAAAAAUUUGGAAGUUCAGACUUAUUUUUUUAAGGUUUUCAGUCAUAUUUCAGAUUUUCUGUUAAAAAAAGUAUUUAAAAAAACGGAAUGACAAAAAGUAAUUUAUUUUUUUAAAAAAAUUUUUUUUCAGGGCUUCAAAGGCUUCAGCCAAUCGCCGAAGCUCGACAAACUUGGAAUGCGCGGUUCGAAUACCUGUGAACUGGUUUUUGAAAACUGCGAGGUUCCUGGUGGGUUUUUGGAAAGAAAAAUGUGGAAAAAACGGUUUUUUAAAGUUUAAAAAUGUCAAAAAUCAAACACAAAACUUUUUUUUACUGGGACAAAAGCUCAAUUUUCUCAAAAUUCUCAAAAUUCAGUAUUUUUCAUUGCUCUAACUUUUCUGAAAAUAAAUUUUUCGGCUUGAGAAAAUUGGUUUCAUGUUGAAUGGUCUAUUGAACAUUUGAAAGUUGAGUCUUCGCUCAAGCUCCGCCCCUAAUUGCGCCGUGAACUAAUCAGAGAGCGAGCUAUCCCAGAGCUUUUUCCGAAUGACGUCAUUUUACUUGAAAUUUUGAAAGUCUGAAAAGACUGUUAUCUCUGUAACGGAAGCCGUACGUUUUUGAGCGAUUCGAGGGAUCACUUAAGAGGGCUGACGCUACUAAAGUGGUCACUAGGGAUGCUCAGAAACGUCCCAUACGCCUCCGUCCAUAUAUGAGCAAGAACAGAAUUCAUAGAUUUUUGAGAGAAGUUUGCGAAUUUUAAACUUUAGAGGAACAAGUCAUGGGCGGAAUCGGCAAAGGUGUCUACGUCCUCAUGACCGGAUUGGACUAUGAACGGCUGGUUCUGUCGGGAGGACCUUUGGGGUACAUUUUUCGAACCAAAAUCCCAGAAAAAUGAAUUUUUCAAGUUUGAUGCAAGCCGCCUGCGAUGUCGCGUUCGACUAUGCCCAUCAAAGAGAACAGUUUGGACAGAAAAUUGGAACCUACCAAGUUGGUUUUUAAGAGAUUUCUGUCGAAAAAUGAUAUUCUCACUUUUUUGACAGUUUUGUUCAGCUGUUUUUCACGUUUCUAUGUUUCGGGCAGAUUUCAGGGUUAUAUUUUCAUUUUUUUUUUCUGUUUUAUGGCCUUUUCCGAGCUUAAAAAAGGACAUUUGCAGCUUUUUUUCAAGAGUUUUGAAAGGUGCAAAAAGUUUUCCUUGUGCAAAUUUUUGAAUAAAUAGGAACUGUCUUGAUAAUUCAGUACUUUUUAGAAUUUUUCUCAAAAAUUGUUGUUUUUUUAAUAGGAAAAAGAUGAUAGAAAAAGCCUUUUUUUGAGAAUUUUUUUCCAAUCUUUAACUCAUUUUCAUCUAUUUUUUUGAACAUUUCUUAGCCAUCCGAACCGGAAUUCCCAUUGAAAAUCAGGAUAUAGGAGGUAUGAAAAAAAAGACCAGCAAAAAUUUGAACCGCGGAAUCACUUUCCGACUUUUUUUUCUCAAUAAACUCUUUGCUUUGAAUCUGCCUAUAUAAAGUGGGUGGUUGAUUCAUGAUUUAAACACAAAUAAAUAGGAAAAAAAUGUUGAUAGAUGUUUUAUAAACCGAAAAAUAUAAGGGAAAAAAGUCGGAAAGUUCCCUAGCGAUAUGAAAAAAUCUGAAAAGUCGCCGUUUGAAAAUUCGCUGGUCUUUUUUUCCAUACCACCGUGAGAUUACCGACUUUAGCUCAGUAUUAGGAGGAGGGGUUGGCGGCCUUUUAUAAUUUUAUUCAAGUUUUUUUUGGAACAUUUUUUAUCCUAUCGAACCGAAUGUCUCAUUAAAGAUUGGAAUAUAACCAUCAAGAUGAGUUGGAAAUGUUCAGCUUCUGCAAGGAAAACUGGCCGACAUGUACACGACCUUGAACGCCUGCAGAUCUUACUUGUACAUGGUCGCCAAGGCGGCUGACAAUGGACGAGUUUCCAAUAAGGUUUGUUAACUUCAAAUAAAAAAAGAAAAUUUUUUUUGCUGUUGAUAAGGUUCCAUGAGUCUAAAAGCCUCAAUCACUGAAUUUUUCGAUUUUUUUUGUGGGAUAAUCCGAAUUAUUUUUCAAGGACUGCGCUGGAGUGAUCCUCUACGUCGCCGAGAAGUGCACCCAAGUCUGCUUGGACGCUAUUCAAAUUUUGGGUUGGUUUCUAGGAGAAAAUUGGGAUUGAAAUACGUCGGUUGGAGCCCACCCCAGUGUUCGGCCAACCCCCACCCCCCUCUCAAACUGCGGCCUACCCCCGACCUAUCUCAUUAAAUUUUUCAAAUUUUUCGCCCGCAAAAGGUUGAUAUGGGAUCCAACCGAUGUAUGGAUGGAAAGAAAUUCCAAAAUAAUAAUUAUUAAGGGAAAAAUAAGGAUUUUUGAGAAACCAGACUUCGCUAUUUGUGGGGUGAGAAGCAUGUGUAAAAUGAGGAUUUUCAAUAAUUUUUAAAUAAUUUUGCGCUUGUUUUUAAAAAAAUAUAUAACUUUAUUCAUGAUUAUCUUGUUUUCUAUGCACCUGGGUAGGAUAAAAAUUCAAAAAUUCAAGCUUAAAGUGGGAGGAAAAUAACGUGAAAACCCUUAAUGACCUCGCAAGGUGUCGGAACAUUUCUAGUGACCACUUUAGUAGCGUCAGAACUCUUAAGUGAUUCCAAAUUUGCUGUGGAACGUCCAGUUCUCAUGCUCCGUGGAUUAAUUGCGAUUUUCAAUGAGCACAGGUUUUUUGUCCAUGGAGCGCACAUUCAGUUUUGAGCAAUAAAUAUUUUUGAAAUUAAUUUUUCAAACUCUAACUUACUCGUUUCACUUAUCAGAGACGUCUGCCCUGUGUAAUUCAUUUUUCGAGCCGUUUAGGGAUCACUUUAGUGAAUUUCGUGCCCUUUUAGCGUUCCCUUGAUGCUUCCAGAUGUAUUUAAAAAUGUCUGAUUAGCCUGUUUUUUUAUAUUGUUUUGAAGGAAUUUUUCAAUUUUUUUAAUAUUUUUCAAAAUCCGAUUUUCAAGGUGGAAACGGAUAUAUUAAUGAUUAUCCAACGGGUCGACUCCUCCGUGACGCGAAAUUAUACGAAAUCGGAGCUGGAACCAGCGAGGUAUUUUAUCGAUUUUUUUCAAAUUAUUGAUCAAUUUAUCGAUUUUUUUCUCAGGUUCGACGAUUGAUCAUUGGACGGGCCUUGAACAGAGAGUAUUCUAACUGA
Messenger RNA from Caenorhabditis auriculariae, 7683 nucleotides. Lineage: Eukaryota; Metazoa; Nematoda; Chromadorea; Rhabditida; Rhabditidae. The record is from the annotation of a GenBank genome assembly.